Messenger RNA from Aureococcus anophagefferens, 1818 nucleotides. RefSeq lists its product as hypothetical. The record is from RefSeq and is a predicted model, not a curated record. The transcript has 5 exons. Bases 1 to 1818 code for a protein of 605 amino acids. NCBI's taxonomy places the organism in Eukaryota, Pelagophyceae, Pelagomonadales, Pelagomonadaceae.
AUGGAGCUCCACAAGUUCGACCCGGAGAAGCACAAGCACCGGCGCGUCUGGGUGGCCGUGGCCGCGACGCUGCUGGCCCUCCAGGCGGCCCUCGCCGUGCGCUUCGUCCAGGUGAGCGUGCGCCAGGAGAAGCAGCGGAACCUCGACGACGAGGACUUCGACUUCCUGGGCGUCGUCUGCAACGUCGCCGCGUCGACGGCGACGAGCGGCGGCUACGCCUACUACUUCGCCGUGCCCGGCGUGACGAACCUCAGCUUCGCGUACGACAACGAGACGAGCGCCGACGCGUGGGCCGCCGCGGGCUACAAGCUCUCGAAGACCAUCGAGGCCGACGACGACGACCCGACGCCGGACAAGAAGGCCAUCGGCGAGCUGUCCGGCUGCUGGGCGCCGAAGAAGACCGUCGACGAGACCUUCGACUGCGGCGACGACGCGGACUGCUACAAGAUCUUCGACCCCGACGACGACCUCAAGCACGCCGGCAAGCACUGGAGGACGCGGGGGGACGCGCCCGGACGCCGGCCGGACACCCCGGACGCCCGGACGCGAACCCCCCGCGUCCUCCACUGGUUCUUCUUCCGGGCCAUCGGCCUCUUCUUCGGCGCCGUGGCCCUCUUCUUCACCGUGUUCCUCGUCGCCUUCUUCGCCUUCGUCAGCGGCGGCUUCCGCGCCGCGCCGGAGGGCGGCGGCGACGACGCCGAGGUCGAGCUCCACAAGGGCGCGCCCGAGGCCGAGGUGUCGCCGUUGAAGCCGGCCAUGGGCCCCGUCGUCAUCGCCGCGUGUCGUCGGCGGGUGCCGUGCGCGUCUCCGCUCGUCGCGCGGCGCGGUGCCAUGGGGCGCAUCUCGUCGCACGACUUUGGGUCCAUGGACGACAAGCUCUGGCUCCUGGAGAACCUGUUCAAGACGCAGCAGACGCAGGCCGAGAAGGUGCCGGAGCUCAAGACGACGGACCUGACGAAGCUCGCCGAGGCCUUCCAGCCCGUGACCUACGCCGCCGACGACGUCGUCAUCCUCGCCGGGGACGAGGACGAGUCGCACGCGCGGCUCGUGCUCUUCCGGACGGGCGGCGCGGAGGUCAACGCGGCGCUCCUCGACGACGACCACGCCGACGCCGACGGCGGCAAGCGCAAGUCCAUCAAGAAGAACAAGCGCAUCACGCGGCUCAAGUCGCCGUUCUACGUCGGCGAGGGCUGGAUCCUCACGGGCAACACGCCCAAGGCGUCCGUCAAGGCCACGGGCACGGCGGAAGCCUAUGCAUUACCCAAGGAAGAGGCCAAGCGCCUCACGUCGGCGGGGAACACGUCCAUCAAGCUCAUCCAGCGCGACCUGAAGAUCUGCGCGUUCGAGCGCGCGCACCUGCACGGCUUCGUGAACACGCUCUUCCAGAAGAACCUCGACGACGACGAUUUGAUGGCGGCGUUUGAUGGCUACGGCAAGGAGGCGUUUUGCACCGAGAGCUUCGACUUCUGCCGCGAGGUGCACGCGUUCAAGAGGGACGUCAUCUCCGAGGCCUACUUCCAGUCGGGCAUCCUGAACCUGAGCGCGAAGCAGCGCAAGGCCCUGGACAAGGCCAAGGACGACGCCGAGGCCCAGGGCGACUCGAAGAUCCUCGUCGAGGGGCUCGAGAACCCGCUCCAGCAGGUCUACAAGGAGAUCCAGCAGUCCCAGAUCACGCCCUUCAUGAAGUCGAAGCACUACGACGACUUCCUCGCGAAGAAGUUCCCCAUCCCCGUCGUCCGGCGGACGCUCCUCGUCAGAGCGGCCAAGGGCGGCGGCGGCGGCGGCAAGGACGACUCCGGCGCGUGCGUCGUCUCCUAG